UUAACAAGUGAUAAUGGAAGUGACAGCAGCAUUACUUUACCUCAUCAUAGCCAUAGUUUCAGUGGCAUUAUAUUUCGUCAAACGAAAUCUAAACUACUGGAAAGAUCAAGGAAUACCACAUGAAGAACCACAUCUAUUAAUGGGCAAUUUUAGAGGAGUGCGCACCAAAUAUCAAAUAGGUGAGAUAAUAGGAAAUUAUUAUAAAAAAUUUAAGGGUACUGGACCCUUUGCUGGUAUUCACAUAGUACAACGACCCGGAGUGGUACUGUUGGAUAAGGGACUUAUUAAAAAUGUGCUUAUAAAGGAUUUUAAUAACUUUGUUAAUCGUGGCAUGUAUUACAAUGAGAAAAAUGAUCCCUUAACCGGUAAUCUCUUCUUUAUGGAUGGUCAAUUGUGGAAAGUUUUAAGAAACAAAUUGUCACCCACUUUUACUUCGGGUAAGAUGAAGUACAUGUAUCCUACUGUUCUAAAUGUGGCCGAGAAAUUUAUGCAAGUUUUGAAGGAAAAAGUAAAGGAAGACCCUAUAGUGGAUGUACGUGAUAUGUUGGGACGCUUUACCACCGAUGUGAUUAGUAGUGUUGCUUUUGGUAUUGAGGUAAACAGUUUGAGAAAUCCCAAUUCGGAUUUUCCUCGAUUAGGACGAAAAAUAAUAGAACAACCUCGCCAUAAUGCUCUUAUCAUGGCUUUUAUUGAUGGUUUCCCCAAUUUAUCGCGUAAAUUGGGCAUGCGCAUAGUGCCUGAAGAUGUGCAUCAAUUUUUCAUGAAAACUAUAAAAGAUACCAUUGCCUAUAGGGAGAAAAAUCAAAUAGAAAGAAAUGAUUUCAUGAAACUACUGCUGGAUAUUAAAAACAAUAAAGAAUUGUCGGGUUUAACCAUAGAAGAAAUGUGUGCUCAGGUGUUUGUUUUCUUUUUGGGAGGCUUUGAGACUUCCUCUUCUACCAUGUCAUUUGCCUUAUUCGAGUUGGCUUUAAAUACUCAUUUGCAGGAUCGUUUGAGGGAAGAGGUAAAUGAAGCUUAUGACAAACAACAGGGAUUUAACUAUGAAUGUCUCAAGAAUAUGACCUAUUUAGAUCAAGUAUUAUCAGAAACUUUACGUAAAUAUCCUAUUGUGGCUCAACUUAAUCGCCAGGCUGCUCAGGACUAUGCUGUUCCCGGUCAUCCUGAGUAUGUGAUUAAAAAAGGCAUGCCAGUUUUGAUUCCAGUUUUGGGCAUACACCAUGAUCCAGAAUUUUAUCCCAAUCCUCAAGAGUUUGACCCAGAACGUUUCGAUCCUGAAGUGGCGAAACAACGUGAUCCUAUGGAGUAUUUACCUUUUGGCGAUGGACCACGCAAUUGUAUUGGCGAACGUUUUGGCAAAAUGCAAUCCCAUUUAGGUUUAGCCAAUUUAAUUAGAAAUUUCCGUUUCUCUACUUGUUCUAAGACUGAAGUACCCAUUAAGUUAGAUCCUAAGGCUGUAACAUAUUCACCUAAGAAUACUAUUUAUUUGAAAGUGGAAGCUAUUUAGGAUUUUGUUUUACAAAUAUAAAAAUAUGUCGUUAUAUAAAAAAAAAUAAUUUGUUUGUUUGUUAUA
This is a messenger RNA of Lucilia cuprina (Australian sheep blowfly), 1570 nucleotides long. Its product is annotated as cytochrome P450 6A1. Lineage: Eukaryota; Metazoa; Arthropoda; Insecta; Diptera; Calliphoridae. The coding region runs from base 14 to 1504 and encodes 496 amino acids. The transcript is spliced from 2 exons. Gene Ontology annotation, molecular function: iron ion binding; monooxygenase activity; oxidoreductase activity, acting on paired donors, with incorporation or reduction of molecular oxygen. The record is from RefSeq and is a predicted model, not a curated record.